This is a messenger RNA of Brassica napus (rape), 1062 nucleotides long. RefSeq names its product ankyrin repeat domain-containing protein 2B. The record is from RefSeq and is a predicted model, not a curated record. NCBI's taxonomy places the organism in Eukaryota, Viridiplantae, Streptophyta, Magnoliopsida, Brassicales, Brassicaceae.
UUCCUCUGCAAAUCCCUUCUUCGUCUUCCUCGUUCGAUUUGAGUUUCAAUAGGGUUUUCAGACAGAUCAGGCGAUGGCUUCAGGUUCAGAGAGAACUCUUCCUUGUCCAGAUUCGAGUAAAAUUACCUCGCCUGCCCUUAAAUUCGAUGCUUUGGAUUUCCCAGCCAUGAAGGCUAUGGAAGAUUUCGAGACUUGUGCGAGAGAACUUGGUGAGAAAAUGCGUGAGGAUCCUGCAUAUAUCCUGGAGCUUAGCAGAUGUAAUCCAGCCGCUAAGUUUGAUCAAGAACAGUUGAGCAACAUGGGGCAAAUGUUUCAGCGCCUUCAGGAUCACGCGCGGCAGGAUCCUCGUGCGUCUUUCGAGAAUCUCGGGAAACCUGGAGCACUGGAGGAAUUUGCUGAGCGUGUUGCCCAAAUUAGAAAAGAUCCUGAAGUUGAACCCAUUCUAGCUGAGUUAGACGCUUGUCCUGCUGCUCUCUUGAAGUUUGUGGAUGACAAACAAGUGUUGAAAAAGCUUGGAAAAUCAAUGCUUAGGUCUCAGGUAAAAGACCUCUCUGUUCGUUUGGCAUUAUUGCUCAACGCUUUUAACUCACUACCCUUCCAACAGGGUCUGAACUAUGAUGAUGAUGAUGAAGAACUUGUCUCUGAGGGAAGAAAAGCCCUCAAGAUUGCUUUUGGGUAUGCCAAGAUGAAAUGCUUCAAAGUUCUUCUGGAUGCUGAAAGGAAAAUGGCCAAUAAGGUUGAGAGGAAAAAGAAGACAACAUCUCAUCAUGCUUCUACAAGUGGAAAGACGAAGCGUUCAAGCCGUCUCUCCAACAAGUGUGAUGCUGUCGCACCAAAAACCUCAGAGAGUCAAAUUCCGACCACUGAGCUGGAUAAUACCAGCUCCAGGUGUUGAAGCUGAUUCAGAUGGACCCUUGCGCUUAAGGGAUGGAUCUAGAGUACUAUUACUAGGAUUUGUUAAUUUCAUUUUUUAAACUGCUUUAUAUUUUUCUUAAAAACUUGACAAUCCUAGAAACUUAUUGGUGGUUAUUUCAUCAAGAGGUAGUGGAUUAGUGAGAAGUA